This is a messenger RNA of Galleria mellonella (greater wax moth), 1591 nucleotides long. RefSeq lists its product as uncharacterized. The transcript has a single exon. The record is from RefSeq and is a predicted model, not a curated record. NCBI's taxonomy places the organism in Eukaryota, Metazoa, Arthropoda, Insecta, Lepidoptera, Pyralidae. The coding region runs from base 621 to 1112 and encodes 163 amino acids.
AUACAAUUAUAUCAUGAUCACUUAACAAUUUUAACUUAAAAUUAGAUGUAUUAUUACAAGCUUUUAUUUAGCUUGCGUUAUGUAAAUAAAAGUAUGUAGGUAUGUUCGUAUGUUGAUGCAAUUAUCCUCAAUCCUCAACCGACUGGGAUAAAAUUUUCCAUACACGUUUAUUUUGGAUGAUAGUGCAUAGUUAGCUGAGAGUCGUCAUUGGAUAAUAAUGGUGGAUAGCCUAAGAUGUGUACUAGAUAUUUAUUUUUAACAUAAUAUGCGUAAGUACCUAAUCGAAUUAAAGAAGUUGCUGAGAAAAAUACAGAACAAUACGAUAAUAAACUAGCGUCUGCGUUUAAUCCUCCGAGGAGAUGUAAUUUUACAAAGGUUUUUUGUAUUUAUUUUAUUAUUUUUUUAAUAAAUUUAUUGUAAAUAACAAGAAAUAAUCAUUGUAAAAAAAUAGGCACUCUAUUGUUGAAUUUUCGUCAGACCAACUAAUCAUCGUUCAUUUUUUUAGGUUCAAUGGGAGACCUAAAGAUUUACGCAUAUGGGAGCACUACCGUACUUUACCAAACAAGUCUGUUUCUUGCAAGCUUUGUAAUAAGGUCUACAAAUUCAGUAAUGCUGCCAAAAUGCUUCAACAUCUUAUCACUUGUCCAAAAUCUCCAGAAACAUUAAAAGACUCUAUGAAACUUAUAAAAGAUAGCUCGUCCAAAACCAAAAUGUCUGGACUGUCAGAGAUAGAGACAAAUGAUUCUUUUAUAAGCCCCUCGUCGUCUGCUAACACUACAAUAAAUGCUGAGUUUCAAGACACCGAUGAUCAUAUAAAAACAGAAUUAGCGAGAGCUAUAUUUGUAACAGGGACGCCAUUAUCGAUGGUGCAACAUCCUUUAUGGAUACAAUUUUUCGAAAAAUUGCAACCAAAAUUUAAAAUACCUUCACGUAAAGCUUUAGCGACAAAAUACUUAGAUAAAAUAUAUAGAGAAAUGCGUUUUGAGUUAAAUGAGGAACUAAAUGCUUGUAGUUACUUACACCUUCAGUGCGAUGGCUGGUCUAAUUUAAGAAAUGAAGGAAUAAUAAACUUUCUUAUAUCAAACCUCAACCUGCAUACGUUAAAAGUUUGAAUACAGAAAGUAAUCCUCACACUAGUGAAUACCUUAGCCAAGAAGUUGAAAAAGUAAUGAAAGUGUAUGGAGCAAAUAAGUUUCUUGUACUUAUUGGCGAUAACGCUAGAAAUAUACAAAAGGCAUUCGAAUUAACAAAACUCAAAUAUCCACAUGUUGUUCCUCUCGGUUGCUGUGCACAUAUCCUUAACUUGUUGUGCCAAGAUAUUGUAAAGAUACAAGAAGUAACUGUGUUUAUUAUGCAAGCCAUAAAUAUAAUAAAAACUGUUAUAAGGAGUCAACGAUUAAGUUCCUUGUUGAUAAAAUCAAGGCAGGGUGAAGAUUCUACACAAACACUAAAAUUGCCUUGUGCUACAAGAUGGGGAAGUCAUGUUACUUCGUUAAAAAGUUUGAAAGCAAAUAAGAUAGCUUUGCAAAUAUUAACAGUUAGAGAAGAUGUGGUAAUUUCAAGAGAUAUUAAAGAUUUAAUUCUAAGUGAU